This is a messenger RNA of Brenthis ino (lesser marbled fritillary), 2190 nucleotides long. The record is from the annotation of a GenBank genome assembly. NCBI's taxonomy places the organism in Eukaryota, Metazoa, Arthropoda, Insecta, Lepidoptera, Nymphalidae.
AUGGUGACACGCAAUCCACGAUUGCCGUUAUUACCCGGAUAUGGCACAAAUCCAAUGAUUGGCAAAACAAGCUUUGGGGUGCGACCCAUAUUUACUUCAAUUGAUAAAGUAAAUAUGUUAGUUGAUAAGGCAGAGGGCGUAAACCGGGUGCCAUCCUUAUACUGUCGAAAACAAGCACCAGAUCUUCCCACAUGGAUUAUGUAUGAUAAGCAUAUAUUGCGGUUUCAAGCGUUUUUUCAACAAACGUUACACGAAAUGCGUUCAGGUGCUCGAAUACUGCGUAAAGUAGAAAUUUUGUUCUUUCUCGAAGAUGGCACGAUAAAAGUUAUUGAACCAAAAACUGAGAACAGUGGUUUAUCACAAGGUACCCUUAUAAGUCGUCAAAGAAUACGACUUCCAUUUAGUACCGACUUGUACUAUGACGUUCUUGAUUUGAAUAUAGGACGUGAGGUCACUUUUUACGGAAAAGUGUUCAAGAUUGUUAAUUGUGACAACUUUACAAGAGUGUUCUUGAAUCGUCUUGGCAUUAACAUUCCUGAUCCAAUUCCUUGGCCUGAUGCUAUUGAGAGAGCUCCAGAUACCUCGAAACCUCCAAAACAUCGUCCUUUUCGCCAGUUUCUAGAUUUUGAUAGACAAGUUCUGAGAUUUCAAGGUUAUUGGGAUGAUCGUGAUUCAGAAUUCGGCACCAUACAUCAUUUGGAAAUUCAUUAUUUUUUGGCUGAUGACACUAUGGAAAUUAAAGAAGUUCUUCCACCCAACUCGGGUAUGGAAGCCGGACCUAUGUUUUUAAAAAGAAUGCGAUUGCCAAGGAAAAUUCCACCGCACAUAGAAAUGACAGGAGGUCCGAAACACGCCUCGUACACUCCUGCGGAUUUGAGCAUCGGCGCCGUAGUUAAUGUGUACGGGCGCAAAGUGAUACUUACAGAUUGCGAUCCAUUUACUAAGGAGUAUUAUCGUGUUACUUAUGGAUUUGAUGCAUUCUCUCCUUUGUCUUUACCGAAAGAUGAAAGUAGUGAAUGUAUAACAACGAAUAUGUCAACGCGUCAAUUGCCACCUUGGAACGGUUACGGUUCGUAUGAAGAUUCCGCGGAAAACUGCAGGACUGUUGAGCCGAAGGCGCCUCAUAGGGAUUUCAUUAAAUUUCUAAAUAAGGACAGAAUCGGAUUUGACUCUCAUAUUCUCCGCUUCGCAGCGAGACUAAUCAGCGACGAUCCUGUAGACCAACGACGCUACUUUAUAGUAAAAUACUUUUUGUGUGACGACACCAUUGGUGUUUUUGAACUUAGUGAACGUAAUUCAGGGUUUAGUGGAGGAAAGUUCUUUAAACGCGAUAAAAUGUAUUUACCAAACGUUGAUUUCUUCGUUCCAAAUGAGCCUCCGUCAUAUACAGACAAAGACAUGUGGGUCGGCAACGAAUUGGUGAUAAACAAACACCAUUUCCGACUCAUUGCGGCUGAUGAAUAUGCUUUGAGAUACAUGGAAUUAAAUUCGAAUGAGUAUCCUAUGGCCAAUGUAGCGUUGAUAAUGGACAAAAUAAGACGCACACUCGCGUCUCAAGAGAAUGGCUACAAGAGUUUUGUGGCAAAGUAUAUGGAAGCCGUGUUACCAAAUAAAAGAGAUCUGAUGUCUGUUAGAUGCUUCAAGCAAGCAUUAAAAGAAAUAAUGUGCGAAAAAAUAACCGAACACGAAUUUAUAACUCUAAUUAGAUAUUUUCGCGGUGAUCUCGGGAAAGAAAAGAGUCCACGGCGUGAAAUGAUAAGGUCUUUGGUAUUCACGGAGCUGACAAGAGGCCUUUGGGAUGACAGGGCGCGUCUCCAAGAGGGCCUCAUACACGCAGAUGUUGACGGUUCCGGCGUGUUGUCUGUAGAGAGGAUCCGACAGAUCCUUCGAUCUCAUAGAUUGCCCAUUAAUUGCGAUCUUAUGGAUUGCAUGUUGCAAGUUUUGGAAAAAGAUGACAACUGUAACAUCCAAUACGAGGAUCUCAUGAAGUUUCUAAACUUCCAAACACAACCACUCUUCAAUCUUACUGAAGAGGAUUAUCUUAGAAUUGUCCGCCACGCGCCGCCUGUUAAAGAUACUGAGUGUAAGUUGUGGGCGGAGGCGGAGCAUCUAAUAAACGAAGGCUUUGUAAAUUGGAAUGCAUUCCUAUGUCAACUAAACCUUGAACAUCUUGUUAAGGAGCAAACAAAU